Messenger RNA from Centropristis striata (black sea bass), 8715 nucleotides. It is a transcript of the gene lrp4, whose product is annotated as low density lipoprotein receptor-related protein 4. The coding region runs from base 206 to 5962 and encodes 1918 amino acids. The transcript has 38 exons. The record is from RefSeq and is a predicted model, not a curated record. Lineage: Eukaryota; Metazoa; Chordata; Actinopteri; Perciformes; Serranidae. Gene Ontology annotation, molecular function: calcium ion binding; protein binding.
GAGGAGGAGGCGGAGGAGGUCGGGGAGAGAAAAGACUCUAAAAAGUCAGUCAUGGUAUGAGGUUAGCGUGAAAGCCGGAGGAGCGUCUACUUGCAACAGAAGCCCGUUGAUAUUUAAACCGUGAGGAGGAGGAGGAGAAGAAGAAGGACAAGAGGGAAAAGGGAAAGGGAAGCCCGGAGAAAGCGAGAGAAAAGCGGGGUACAAGAUGCAGCUGGCCGCGGUGCUGUGGGGCUCCCUGAUAACUUUGCUGCUCAGCCAGAGUCCAGGAGUCCAGGGCAGCGCUGAGUGUUCGUGUGGGAGGAACCACUUCACGUGUGCGGUCAGUGCAUUUGGGGAGUGUACCUGCAUCCCGGCCCAGUGGCAGUGUGACGGAGACAACGACUGCGGGGACCACAGCGACGAGGACGGAUGCAUGCUUCCCACCUGCUCACCGCUGGACUUCCACUGCGACAACGGCAAAUGUAUCCGCCGCUCGUGGGUGUGUGACGGAGACAACGACUGCGAGGAUGACUCCGAUGAACAGGACUGUCCUCCCAGAGAGUGUGAGGAGGAUGAGUUUCACUGCCAAAAUGGCUACUGUAUUCGCAGCCUGUGGCACUGCGAUGGAGACAACGACUGUGGGGACAACAGUGACGAACAGUGCGAUAUGCGUAAAUGUUCGGACAAGGAGUUCCGCUGCACAGAUGGCAGUUGUAUUGCUGAACACUGGUACUGUGACGGAGACACGGACUGUAAGGACGGAUCGGACGAGGAAAACUGCCCCUCAGAUGUGAUGGCAGCCACCUGCAGCGUGGAAGAGUUCCAGUGUGCGUACGGCCGCUGCAUCCUGGACAUCUACCACUGCGAUGGAGACGAUGAUUGCGGAGACUGGUCGGACGAGUCGGACUGCUCUUCACACCAGCCCUGCAGAUCAGUUGAAUUCAUGUGCAGCAGCGGGAUGUGCAUCAAUGCGGGCUGGAGGUGUGACGGCGAAUACGACUGUGACGACCAAUCAGACGAGAAGAACUGCACCACAUCCAUGUGCACGGCUGACCAGUUCCGCUGUGGAACUGGACGCUGCGUCCGGCUGUCGUGGAGGUGCGAUGGCGAGCCCGACUGCUCCGACCGCAGUGAUGAAGAGGGCUGCGAGAAAACUGAGAGUCCUCCAUGUGCUCCUGACCAGUUCCAGUGUGGGAAUGGACGCUGUAUCGGUCAGAGGAAGGUGUGUAAUGAGGUCAACGACUGCGGAGACGGGACUGACGAACUCCCACACCACGACUGCCGUCCACGCUCCAGCGAGGGCAACUGUAACCAGAAUAACGGAGGCUGCUCCCAGAAGUGUCAGAUGGUCAGAGGUCUGGUCCAGUGCACCUGUCACACUGGAUACCGACUGAUGGACGACGGCAAAGCCUGCCAGGAUGUGGACGAGUGUGCUGAAGAAGGCUACUGCAGCCAGGGCUGUACCAACACAGAGGGGGGGUUCCAGUGCUGGUGCGUUCAGGGCUACGAGCUCCGACCUGACAAGCGCAGCUGCAAAGCUCUCGGUCCGGAGCCGGUUCUGUUGUUUGCCAACCGCAUCGACAUCCGUCAGGUUUUGCCGCAUCGCUCCGAGUACACUCUGCUGCUCAACAACCUGGAGAACGCCAUCGCGCUGGACUUCCACCACAGCCGCGAGCUGGUCUUCUGGUCCGACGUGACGCUGGACCGCAUCAUGAAGGCCAACCUCAACGGCUCCAACGUGGAGGAGGUUGUCUCCACCGGUCUGGAGAGCCCAGGUGGUCUGGCCAUAGACUGGAUCCAUGACAAGUUGUACUGGACAGACUCGGGGACGUCCCGUAUCGAGGUGGCCAACCUGGACGGGACGCAUCGCAAGGUGCUGCUGUGGCAGAACAUGGAGAAGCCCAGAGCCAUCGCACUGCACCCCAUAGAGGGUAAAAUCUACUGGACAGACUGGGGAAACACACCCCGUAUCGAGUACGCCAAUAUGGACGGCUCCAACAGGCGGGUCAUCGCCGACACACACCUGUUCUGGCCCAACGGCCUCACCAUCGACUACGCCGGCCGCCGCAUGUACUGGGUGGACGCAAAGCACCAUGUCAUCGAGAGGGCCGACCUGGAUGGACGCAACCGCAAGGCCGUCAUCAGCCAAGGCCUGCCUCACCCGUUUGCCAUCACCGUGUUUGAGGACAGCCUCUACUGGACCGACUGGCACACCAAGAGCAUCAACAGCGCCAAUAAAUUCACCGGCAAGAACCAGGAGAUUAUUCGUAACAAGCUGCACUUCCCCAUGGACAUCCACACACUGCACCCUCAGAGGCAGCCUGCAGGUGGCAGGAACCGCUGCGGCGCCAACAACGGCGGCUGCAGCCACCUUUGUCUCCCCAGCAACAAGACGCACACCUGCGCCUGUCCCACCGGCUUCAAGAAGGUGGACCACAGCAACUGUGCAAACGGUCUUGACAAGUUCCUGCUUUUUGCCCGAAGGACGGACAUCCGACGAAUCAGCUUCGACACAGAGGACAUGUCCGAUGAUGUCAUCCCUCUGGCUGAUGUGCGCAAUGCCGUGGCGCUGGACUGGGACGCCAAAGACGGCUACAUCUACUGGACGGACGUCACCACCGACUCCAUCAACAGAGCCCUGUGGAACGGCACCAAGCAGGAGGUGGUGGUGGACACCAGUCUGGAGAGCCCAGCAGGUUUGGCAAUUGACUGGGUGACCAACAAACUGUACUGGACUGAUGCUGGUACGGAUCGUAUCGAGGUGUCUAAUGCAGACGGGAGCAUGCGGACCGUCCUGAUUUGGGAGAACCUGGACCGACCCAGGGACAUUGUCGUUGACCCGAUCGGAGGUUUCAUGUACUGGACCGACUGGGGUGCCAACCCGAAGAUCGAGCGUGCAGGAAUGGACGCCUCCAGUCGGAUCGUCAUCAUCUCGUCUAAUCUGACUUGGCCCAACGGACUCGCCAUUGACUACGAGACCAAACGGCUGUACUGGGCUGACGCUGGCAUGAAAACUAUCGAAUUUGGGAACUUUGAUGGUUCUGACCGUCAGGUUUUGAUUGGCAGUCAGCUGCCUCACCCCUUUGGCCUGACUGUACACGAGGACAAGCUGUACUGGACAGACUGGCAGUCUAAGAGCAUCCAGAGCGCUGACAAGCUCACGGGCUUGGGGCGACAAACGCUGGCUGAAAACCUGGAGAACCUCAUGGACAUUCACAUGUUCCACCGACACCGCGACACAGUGCGCAACCCGUGUGCGGUGAAUAAUGGAGGAUGCAGCCACCUCUGUCUCCUGGCGCCUGCUCCCAAAGCCUCCAGCUGUGCCUGUCCCACCGGGAUCAACCUGCAGUCAGAUGGAAAGACCUGCACGCCUGGGAUGAGCAGCUUCCUGAUCUUUGCACGGAGGACCGACAUCAGGAUGGUUUCUUUGGAUAUCCCGUACUUCGCUGAUGUGGUUCUGGCCGUUAACAGCUCCAUGAAAAACACCAUCGCCAUCGGGGUCGAUCCCAAAGAAGGAAAGGUGUAUUGGUCUGACAGCACACUGAAGAAAAUCAGCCGAGCCAACAUCAACGGAAAAGCACAAGAAGACCUCGUAACUACAGGGUUGGUGACGACUGAUGGUCUGGCGGUGGAUGCUGUUGGCAGGAAGAUCUACUGGACAGACACGGGAACCAACCGCAUCGAGGUUGCCAACCUUGACGGCUCAAUGAGGAAAGUUCUCGUCUGGCAAAACCUGGACAGCCCGCGAGCAAUUGCCCUCUACAAUGAAAUGGGUUACAUGUACUGGACCGACUGGGGAGAGCACGCUAAGCUGGAGCGCUCAGCGAUGGAUGGUUCAGACCGCGUGGUGCUCAUCAGCAACAACCUGGGCUGGCCCAACGGCCUGGCCAUCGACAUGGCUGGCUCACAGUUACUGUGGGCCGACGCUCACACUGAGCGCAUCGAGACGGCCGACCUGAACGGGCAGAACCGACACACCCUUGUGACUCCGGUCCAGCACCCGUACGGUCUAACCCUGCUGGGCUCUCACAUCUACUGGACCGACUGGCAGAGCCGCAGCAUCCAGAGAGCUGACAAGAACACCGGGACCAACACCAUCACGGUGCGAGCCAAUCUGCCGGGCCUGAUGGACAUCCAGGCUGUGGACAGGGAGAGGCCACUGGGUUUUAAUAAGUGUGGCAGGAGGAACGGGGGCUGCACCCACCUGUGUCUGCCUCGUCCCAACGACACAUCCUGCGCCUGUCCCACCGGCAUCCUGCUCAAGGGAGACGGCAGGUCAUGUGACGACUCCCCGGAGUCGUACCUGCUCUUCUCCAACCGGGUCAGUGUGCGCAGGAUCUCCCUGGACACCAACGACCACACAGACGUGCAUGUGCCGGUGCCCGAGCUGCACAACGUCAUCUCACUGGACUACGACAGCGUGGACGGAAAACUUUACUACACCGAUGUCACUCUGGAUGUUAUAAGGCGUGCAAAUCUAGACGGCAGUGGCAUGGAGACGGUGAUCAGCCAGGGCCUGAAGACCACAGACGGCCUGGCUGUAGACUGGGUGUCCAGGAACAUGUACUGGACCGACACCGGGCGCAACACCAUCGAAGUGGCCCGUCUGGAUGGAACGAGCCGCAAAGUUCUAGUCAACAACAGUUUGGAUGAACCCCGAGCCAUCGCAGUGUUCCCAAGCAAAGGGUUCCUGUUCUGGACUGACUGGGGUCACAUCGCAAAGAUCGAGCGAUCUCACCUGGACGGCUCGGACCGAAAGGUUCUGAUCAACACUGACCUGGGCUGGCCCAACGGUCUCACUCUAGACUACUACACACGAAGGAUCUUCUGGGUGGACGCUCACCUGGACAGGAUCGAGAGUUCGGACCUGAACGGGAAACUGCGGCAGGUCCUCGUCAGCCCGGUGUCCCACCCGUUCGCCCUCACACAGUUGAAGCCGGUGUCCUCCCCUCUAACUCCUUUCUCCCGACUCUCGCAGCAAGACCGCUGGAUCUACUGGACGGACUGGCAGACUAAGUCCAUCCAGCGGGUGGACAAACACACCGGCCGUAACAAGGAAACGGUGCUGGCCAACGUGGAGGGCCUCAUGGACAUUAUAGUGGUAACACCUCACAGACAGACAGGUACCAACCUCUGUGGGGUGAACAACGGCGGCUGCACUCACCUGUGCUUCGCCAAGACCAACAGUUUUGUGUGCGCCUGCCCUGAUGAGCCAGAUGGGCGACCCUGCUCCACCAUUUCAGGUUACGUUCCCACCUCUCCUGCCAGAGGAACUAGCAGCACUCCUGUACCCAACAAGAUCCCCAAAGCUCCAACAGACACUCCACAUGGAGGACCCUCACCGGUCAACUGCACUGACAAGAACCUGAGCGUAGAAGGCUGCUUGAGCAACGUGGUGACGGCUCCUCACGGAGAAGGACUUCACAUCAGCUAUGUGAUCGGAGGAGUCCUGACCAUCCUGGCUAUUCUCAUCCUCAUUGCUGCUUUGAUUAUUUACAGACAUAAAAAGUCGAAGUUUGCUGACCCAGGAGUGAGCAAUCUGACCUACAGUAACCCCUCGUAUCGCACGUCAACACAAGAGGUCAAGAUCGAGACGUCGCAAAAACCACCAAUAUACAACCAGCUUCGAUAUAAGAAAGAGGGGGGAGUGGACGGAGGCUACACCAAGGAGAAGAUCCGUAUUGUGGAGGGCGUGUGUCUCCUGUCCAACGAGGAGCUUUACUGGGACGACCUAAAACAGAUCAAGCCGUCCCGAGGCGGCCUGCACACCUGCAUGCGCACAGACACCGUGUCCCUGCAGGCCAGCAGCGCCUCGCUAGAUGACGGCGAGACGGAGCAGCUCCUCCAGGAGGAAGCGUCCGAAUGCUCCUCCAUAACCACUCUGACCCCUUCAGCCAUCACCCCGCAGCGCCACGCCCAGCACAGCCUGCCCGACACCGGCUGGGCCUCAACGCGCAAGCCCUCCACCGAGAGCGAAGUGUGAGGGAGGCCCCCGCCCUCCGUUACCCAAUACACACAUAUACACACACACACACCUGUAUUUAUAGACGGUACAAACACACAAAGAUAAAUAGGUACAAACACAGUAACAGUUGCAUCAUAGAGUAACGGUACAAAUGAACCUGGUUAGACAUAACUAAGCUCCCAUAAACAUACUCCUGUCUCUGAAACUGGGGCUCCGUCCUACUUGUACACACACACACAUGCAGUGCAGUCCUCCAACAGUACCCUCAGUGCUACUGCCUUUAGGCAAAAUGAUAAACUAAUGAGCAUGCUGGAAUAAGAAAGAAAAGGACCCUGGGGAGGAAGUGAACAGAGAGACAUAAGCGUUAUCUGGAGCCUUUUUAAAGGAUGCAGACUCUCAACGUGACAAACGCUUCUCUGUGUACAACUUCACCUUUAUUUUUUGUGAACUUUUAUUUUUGGACGAGGCUAGAAUGACGUACUCCCCGGACGACGUACCCACAAUGCUCUCUCUAAUGCCACUCAUGUCUUUAUGAACACUAUUUAUGAACGUUUUUUGUACUUUGUGGAGUGGGUUUGCUGACUUUCAGAAAAUGGUGAGAGUGUUGUUUUUGUGCCGCAGGACCCGGGUAUUCAAGAGUUGUACUUAUAACAGUGCCAAAGGGUGGGGCUUCACAGAGUCUCCAUGCUUCUUUCAGCAUUUACACUUCAAUAGAAAUGUAUCUUAAUUAUGGGAUGUUUGUUUCGUUUGACUUUACUGACUUGCCCUCAUCAGCAGGAGCCCGCAGAGAUGACACCAUCUGCUUCUGAAUCCUUAUUUUACAGGUCGAGCAAGGACUUACUGUAGCUGGUACUCUCGGUUGGUUGCAGAAGUCCAUUCAUCCUUUGCAAAAGUUAACCUUAAAGGAGCCUUUAUUCUUUCUUCUUUUUUUUUUUUAAUUCAACCAUUGCUGAUCCUCGGGCAUAGCAGAGGAAGCCACGAUGAAGUAACAGCCUAAGUGCCAAACAUUUCGUUCCUUUUCCUCCUUCAGCUGUAUACUUAUUUUUCUCAGAGGUUUUAAAGAUGUUUAUGACAUUCUUUUUAUUUGGGUUUGGUCAUCCAAACUACAGAAAUAACAAAUUUUCUCAGACAUGUACCACUAGGGCUUUUCAGCCAUGCAGAUAGUUGUGAUUUUAUUUAGCCAGAUGUCAUGGGUUUUUAUUUUAAACUACUUUCCCGAAUCAAUCUUUCAUUGAGUAAUUCGUUAAUUAGCCUCUUAAAAAAUGUGAAACAUGUCCCUUUGUGGUUUAUUUUCCAGAUAAAGGAUUAUCUGUGACAGCACUUACUGUUAGAAUUUGAAGCUCUUUCAUUUUAGAAACUUUUUGUGCGCUAAACUACAACAAAACAAAAAACCCUUGAUUUGUUUCUUUCAUCACAGGAGUGUGUGUAAUAUGCAUUGUCAUCAUCAAUGUUCCCUUAUCCAUCUACUCCAACCUUUAAUCUGUAAUCUCAGAUUCUUAUACCUCCCACUUUGACCCACAACAGUAUUAGGCUUAGGUGUUAAAUUGUGGGUAUUUUUAAGGCUGAUAAACAAAAACAAGAAACUUCUGUUUUAACUGAUUGACUAAACUGAACAAGAUCAUGUUGAGAAAGGUAAUGUUGUAGGGUUUUUUCAAUAUUUGCUUUACUGCACAUGUCCGUAUGAUUUUCUUUCUUCUGCACCAUAAUCAUAAAGGUUUCAGGAAAAGUUUCAUAGGGAAGAAUAUAUUGAAAACCAAAAGUAUCUGCAUGGCACAACGCUCUUGGAGGUCAAUGAGAACUUCUGUUCUUUUUGUAAUUUGAGUUCUGAUCCAUCAACUCUAAAUCUGUAAUGCAAAGGUGUACUUGCAGUAUCUGCCACAGUACAGUAUAACAGAUGGGUCAUUUAGGAACACUGUGCAUGUCUGACCCCAUCAGGCAGUGAGGGUUAUAGUUUAGAAAUGUAUCACUGACAACUUACUGAAAAAUGAAUUUAAUACAAGUAAAGAUAUUAUGCAUUGCUUUAACUUUAGAGUACCAUUCUGUCUGUUGUUGAAAUAUGGUACGAGGAAAUACUAUAUUGCUAUAUUGACAAAUAUAUCGGUUAGACUUUAUAGAACCAUGUAUUUUGAAGUAUCUGCUACAAGCUCAGCAACUUGCUGAUUUGCUGCUAGACGAAGCACUGAGGCCAAUGAAAGAGGGUCUUGGCAGCUACAUAACUACGGUGUCUGACGGUUGGUUGACAGUAGGCCUACAGAGCAUCACAGUGACCCAGUAACCAAUCAUCCCGGCUCACAGUCCCUCCAACUCUGCUGCAGGAAUGCUUAAACUGUACAGAUUUUAUCAUGCGGAUAUAAGCAAACAUUUCUGUUGAAGAUAUUGUGUUGAUUAAGUUGUAUAGUCUUUUGUACAAAGGGAUUUCAUGACUGUUUUUAGACUUGUAUUAAUUUUACUCACUGGAGAAGAACAAUUUUUUUUGUUUUAUUUUUGCUGGAUUAUUUUAACCACUGUGUUUCCAAGCCUUGUAAAUGAUAGGGAAGAUGCCAGUUAUUUAAUAGUGCUCUUUUAUCUUAUGAAAUACUGGUCGCGUAUAGCUGUUGUAAAGUUAACAAAAAGAGGUAUUUAUGAUUUCUGUUUGGUUGUCACUUGAUGUGUAAAUAUGAAAAGACUGUAUAUGUAUUUCCAUGGCAGUACUAACAAGCUGUGUUGUGUGAUAUAGUGAAUGAUCCCUUUGCUAUCUUUUAAUAUAAAAUUGCAUUUGCAUUUCAAUGAAA